AUGGAAUACUACGAAAAAGCCCUGGAAAUUGCAAUAGAACGAGGAGAUAAAGAAUACGAAACACGCGCAUACCUUGAUUUAGGAGUUGCUUAUAGCUGGAUCAAUCAUAUUCAAACGGCAAUAAAAUACCAUGAAAAAGCUCUGGAAAUUGCAAUAGAACGAGGAGAUAAAAGAGACGAAACACGCGCAUACUUUGAGUUAGGAGUUGCUUAUAGCUCUAACAACCAUAUUCAAACGGCAAUAAAAUACUAUGAAAAAGCCCUGGAAAUUGCAAUAGAACGAGGAGAUAAACAAGACGAAACACGCGCAUACCUUGACUUGGGAGUGGCUUACAGAUUGAUCAACCAUAAUCAAACGGCAAUAAAAUACCAUGAAAAAGCCCUGGAAAUUGCAAUAGAACGAGCAGAUAAAGAAGACGAAACACGCGCAUACCUUGAGUUAGGAGUUGCUUAUAGCUCCAACAAUGAUAUUCAAACAGCAAUAAAAUAUCAUGAAAAAGCCCUGGAAAUUGCAAUAGAACGAGGAGAUGAAAAAGACGAAACACGCGCAUACCUUGACUUAGGAGUGGCUUACAAAUUGAUCAAUCAUAAUCAAACUGCAAUAAAAUACUAUGAAAAAGCCCUGCAAAUUGAAUAAAACGGGCAAGUAAAGAAGACGAAACACGUGCAUACCUUGACUUAGGAGUUGCUUAUAGCUCAAACAAUCAUGUUCAAACGGCAAUAAAAUACCAUGAAAAAUCCCUGGAAACUGCAAUAGAACGAAGAGAUAAAAAAGACGAAACAAGUGCAUACCUUGAGUUAGGAUUCGCUUUUAACUCUAACAAUCAUAUUCAAACAGCAAUAAAAUACCAUGAAAAAGCUCUGGAAAUUGCAAUAGAACGAGGAGAUAAAAAAGAUGAAACACGCGCAUAUAUUGAGUUAGGAGUUGCUUAUAGCUCUAACAAUCAUAUUCAAACGGCAAUAAAAUACUAUGAAAAAGCCCUGGAAAUUGCAAUAGAACGAGAAGAUAAAGAAGACGAAACUCGCGCAUACCUUGACUUAGGAGUGGCUUACAGAUUGAUCAAUCAUAAUGAAACGGGAAUAAAAUACCAUGAAAAAGCCCUGGAAAUUGCAAUAGAGCGAGGAGAUAAAGAAGACGAAACUCGCGCAUACCUUGAGUUAGGAGUUGCUUAUAGCUCCAACAACCAUAUUCAAACGGCAAUAAAAUACAAUGAAAAAGCCCUGGAAAUUGCAUUAGAACGGGAAGAUAAAGAAGACGAAACACGCGCAUACCUUCAGUUAGGAGUUGCUUAUAGCUUGAAUAAUCAUAUUCAAACGGCAAUAAAAUACGAUGAAAAAGCCCUGGAAAUUUCAAUAGAACGAGGAAAUAAACAAAACGAAACAUGCGCAUAUCUUGACUUAGGGGAGGCUUACAGAUUGAACAAUCAGAUUCAAACGGCAAUAAAAUACGAUGAAAAAGCCCUGGAAAUUGCAAUAGAACGAGGAGAUAGACAAAACGAAACACGCGCAUACCUUGAUUUAGGAGUUGCCAAUAUUUUGAACCAUGAGAUUCAAACAGCAGUAAAGUACUAUCAAAAAGCAUUGGGAAUUGCAAUAGAACGAAGAGAUAAAGAAUACGAAACAUACGCAUACCUUUACUUAGGAGCUGCUUAUAGAUUGAACAAUCAGAUUGAAACGGCAAUAAAAUACGAUGAAAAAGGCUUAGAAAUUGCAAAAGAACAAGGAGAUAAAGAAAACGAGACACGCGCAUACCUUCAUUUAGGAGUUGCUUAUAGAUUGAACAAUCAUAUUCAAACGGCGAUAAAAUUCGACGAAAAAGUCUUGGAAAUUUCAAUACAACGAGGAGAUAAAGAAUGCGAAACACGCGCAUACCUUGAGUUAGGAGUGGCUUAUAGAUUGAACAAUCAUAUUCAAACGACAAUAAAAUACGAGGAAAAAGCCCUGGAAAUUUCAAUAGAACGAGGAAAUAAACAAAACGAAACAUGCGCAUACCUUGAAUUAGGAGUUGCUUAUAGGUUGAACAAUCAAAUUGAAACGGCAAUAAGAUACGGUGAAAAAGCCCUAAAUGUUGCAACAGAACGAGCAGACAAAGAAGACGAAACUCGCGCAUACCUUGAGUUAGGAGUGGCUUACAGAUUGAACAAUCAGAUUGAAACAGCAAUAAAAUACAAUGAAAAAGCCUUGGAAAUUGCAAAAGAACGUGGAGAUAAAGAAAACGAAACACGCGCAUACCUUGACUUAGGAGCUGCUUAUAGAUUGAACAAUCAUAUUCAAACGGCAAUAAAAUACGAUGAAAAAGCCCUGGAAAUUGCAAUAGAACGAGGAAAUAAACAAAACGAAACAUGCGCAUACCUUGAAUUAGGAAUCGCUUAUAGGUUGAACAAUCAUAUUGAAACGGCAAUAAAAUACGGUGAAAAAGCCCUAAAUGUUGCAAUAGAACGAGUAGACAAAGAAGACGAAACUCGCGCAUACCUUGAGUUAGGUGUGGCUUACAGAUUGAACAAUCAGAUUCAAACGGCAAUAAAAUACCAUGAAAAAGCCUUGGAAAUUGCAAAAGAACGUGGAGAUAAAGAAAACGAAACACACGCAUACCUUGACUUAGGAGCUGCUUAUAGAUUGAACAAUCUGAUUCAAGCGGCAAUAGAAUACAAUGAAAAAGCCCUGGAAAUUGCAAUAGAACGAGGAGAUAAACAAAACGAAACACGCGCAUACAUUGGACCAUCAGAUUCAAACGGCAUUGGAAUACGGUGAAAAAGCAUUAAAAAUUUCAAAGGAAAGAGUAGAUAAACAAGAGGAAGCACGCGCUUACAUUGGGUUGGGAAAUGCUUAUAGAUCAGUCAAUGAGAUUCAAACUGCAAAGGAAUACUAUAAAAAAGCCUUGGAAAUUGCUAAAGAACGAGGAUAUAAAUAUUGGGAAAACUUGACAAGAAACGUGAUUGAAGAACUUUCAAGAAUUAUAGGUACAGUAGCUUUUUAAUCUCCUUCCCAAGUAGGAGCUGGUCACGUGAUCUAUUAUGAUGUAGCAAAUUUUUAAUUAAUUAGCGUUGUUAUGUAAAAUUAGUAGGGCUGGGGAAUGUACCAUUUGGCUUUUGUGAUGUGUGCACGUGUUGUUCGCUUCAAUAAACAUGACAAAAUAUGCCAAAUUUUAGCAGAUCACAUGACUGGCCUCUACAUGGGUCUUUCCUCUUUCUGGGUGUUUUCAUGAAUUUUUAAAACCCAAAAAGCGUCUGAAAUUCAUUGUGAAAUAUGGAACUAAUUGAAGCCGUGGAAGGCUGAGAAUUAUCCAAGAAAACAUAGUCCAUUUAAUUCUCCUUGUUAUAUCAAAAUGUACUACUUGUUAUUUCACUUAUUUACCGGCUUCAAUUAUUUAUAGAACUGAAAAAUGAAGCUGAGGGUGGCAAGUGCAUGGGAACGACCAACAUGGCCGCCAUCUAUUUAAAUGGGGGUAACCGCUGGAAUAUUCUUGGCUUCAAUUUUACUAAAAGAGAUGCGCUAUCUAGUGUAUAUAAGAUAUCUAUGAUUUAAACCCCCCCAAAUACUCUUUCCUGCGUUUUAUAUGUGUCUUCGUGAGCGAAAUUUCUGACUUUCAUUCGCAUUCUCGCAAAAUAUUCUGGUUUGCAUUGCGCUUCUUAGUUUUUUUUUAGUUUCGUUUCAGUUUUUUUAGUUUUUUUUCUUCUGGUUUGUAUUGCGCUUCUUAGUUUUUUCAUCUUUAUACCUUAGUGAUAAACGCCGGCCCGCUCUUGAAGAUUUCUCAGCCAAUCAGAUUAUUCUAUUCUCACAGCUAAAAAUACUAUUUCUUGCUUAAAAUAGGUAGAACGUAUAACAAAUCUUCAGGGAACUCCUUUCUGACUUGCUUCGAUGUUUUAAAUAGUUGGGAGAUGUUCUGGAAGCAUGCGUUAGCAUGACUCUAUUUUAUUUUUUAAAUUUAGAUGCAGUUGAUAAGAACUGUAAUGCUACUAGUAUUAAAAUAUCCAAUACAUCAGACAGCGCUCAAUUUAAGAAUGAAAUUACUGAUAAUCUGGAGAAAAUACACAUUGAAAACAAAAGUAUCAGCGACGAUAGAAUUGCCUCUGCAGAACAGUUAUUGAUCUUGGGACGUUCUUACCAAAUGGAGGGCCGAAAUGAAGAGGCCAUCAAAAGCUACGAACAAGCAAUUCAAGUUGUGGAUGACAUAGAUCACAAUGACAUCAAAGCAAAAGCUUAUCAAUUCUUGGGAAAUGUAUCUACUGGAACUUCCGAAUAUAAGAAAGCAAUCGAGUAUUAUCGGAAGGCUCGUGAAAUAUCUCCAGACCUCGACGUAGUUGAGGUGGAAGUAAUAGCAUAUCAAUGGCUUGGAUACAACCACCUGCAGGUUGGUGAGUACGAAGAAUCAAUAGAGUAUUACAAGGAAGUGAUAAAACUUGCCUCACAGCUUGGAGACAGAAAGAAGACGCUUACACUUAAUGCUUACCUAGGUUUAGGAAGUGCAUUUAUUUAUUCUGGUAACUUUGAAUCUUCGCGAAAGUAUUUGCUAAAAGCCCUCACAGUAGCACAGCAAAUCGACGAUAAAGUUCUCCAAAAGGAAGCAUACAAAAACUUGGGAUAUGUAUACUGCAAGAGCUGUAACUUUGACGCAGGUGUGAAAUCGUAUCUGAAAGUUCGAGAAAUUUCUCAUGAUCUUGGUGAGAGAAAAGAAGAAGCUAACGCCUGUCUUAUGCUCGGUGCCACCUUUCAAGAAUUAAAGCAACACGAGAAAGCCAUCGACUCUUACCAACAGACUUUAAAAAUCAGUGAAGAAUUAGAGGAUAAAGAAAUGCAAGUAGUUGCAAUUCAGAGAUUAGGAACAUUAUAUUUAGUGCGUUGUGAAGAUUAUGAUUACGAGGAAGUGAUAGAAUGGUACGAAAAGGCGUUGGACACUCUUGAAACACAGCCCAGUGAUCAACUUCUGCAUGUGAAGGCUCUCACCGGUUUGGGAGACAAAGAAUUGGGGGACAAAGAACAAGUAGUUGCAAUUGAGAGAUUAGGAACAUUAUAUUUAACUUUGGCGUCAAUUUGUUGUAAGGACUAUGAUUACAAGAAGGCGAUAUAAUGGUACAACAAGGCGUUGGAAAUUCCUGGAACAGAGUCCAAUUAUCACCUCUUUCGUGAGAAGGUUCUAACUGGUUUGGGCGCUGCCUGGUUCAAUCUUGGAGAUUCUGAAAAAGCAAUUGAAUAUAUCCUCGAAGCUCAAAACGUUGCUGCAAAGGAAGCCGAUAUCGGUAAUAUCAUUGUUUUUUAACAAAUAUAGUUAUAUAUCUUUACCGGAAAGCAGUCAUGUAUAUUUUGAACAAGUACAUGAUUUUAAAUAUUUUGUAUCUCAUAAACUGGACAAAUUAAAUAUUGGGCUAACGUAAAGCAUUUGGUCUUUGUUCUUAAAGCAUAUCGUCACUUACUUCCCUCAAGCGCCGAGAUUGCUCUAAAUUUGGACAAAUCUUGUACCAAAACAGUCUGCAGAUGCUUCUCAAAAUCUUCUAUUAGCUUUGAAAUUCGAUGAUUUCUAGCUAGAUUUUAUCGUCAGCUCAAUUUUAUCUCCAUGAGGUAUCCUGAAUGCGUAAUGAGUUAAUGUGUGGACGCACAGAUUGGUAUAAUCGAAGUUGUUUGAAACAAAAUAUGUAAACAAACACGCGCGUGAGGAAAAUGGACUUGACUGCCAUUUUAAAUAGCAAAAAUUUCUGCUGCCAUUUACCGAGAUUUAAAUGUAGUGUAUUUAGUAAGCAUGCUUUUUAGUUAAGAAUAUGCUCAUGACAAAGUCUAACUUGUUCAGUUUUAAAAUAUUAAUUUUUUUCUUUUUAUUUGCAGACUCCAAGAAAUUAGGCGCUGCGCAUGCUCAAGAAAAUUUGCCAGGGCAAAAUGCAUCAUCAUCACAAGGACUAGGUAAAGUGCAAGAAUAUUUACAGACUAGCAAGUUUUCUAUGACAAGUUUUUAUGUGACAAUUUUUUCUAAAAAUUUGACAAUUUUUUCUUUGACAAGUGCACUUGUUCAAAUGCUAGCAUGCUACCUUUUGAACAAGUGCACUUAUCAUAGAAAAAAUUGUCAAAGUACAAAUUUUGUUUGUCUGUAUGGGCCAACAAAGAAAACUUGUCAAAGUAAUCUGAGAAUUUGAUGUGAUUGGCCAGUGGACUAUUCAUAAUUUUUCUGUCAUGGCGGCGAUAAACACCUUUUCGACUUUCCCUGACACGUUCACACCAGUAAAUAAAACUUGUCGUAUGAAAACUUGUCAUCUAAAAUUUGUUACAUAUACACGCGUGCACUUGGCAAAUAAAACUUGUCACAUAAAAACUUGUCAUAGAAAACUUGAACGUCUGCAUGUAACCGGCUUAAAGUGCAUAUGACAUGAAAUUUCUUAUUUUCUUAUUAAAUGAAAGAACCCUUUAAGCUGUAGUGUAACUUAUUUUUCAGUUUCUUGUUUUUAUGGUUUGUUCCCGAGAUAUUUCAAUUUGUUUGACAUGUAAAUGAGUGUGAAUAUAAUUGUUUUUGUUUGUGGAAACACCACGUAAAUUUAUUACGGCAAAGCUUUCGAUCCGUAAGCCCGGAUUUUCAUCAGUGCUAAUAAUAUGAUAAUAUCAUAAUAUCAUAUUAUUAGCACUGAUGAAGAUCCGGGCUUACGGAUCGAAAGCUUUGCAGUAAUAAAUUUACGUGGUGUUUCCACAAACAAAAACAAUUAUAUUUUAUCGCCAUGCAAACAUUCAAAGAGUGUGAAUAUGUCCACUAAUUUAUGACGUCACGUUGGUUGCAGGCUCCUUAAAACUGUUGAAUAUUUCUGCUAUCAUCCAGGAUAAUCAUUUCAAACUUCACUCACUGAUAAAUGUUAUGAAAUACAGGACAAAAACGUAAACUGAUAUCUACAGUUUUUAGAGUUAAUAGAUUUAUAGUCGGUGUAAGUUGAGCUUGCAAUCAACGUGAUGUCAUAAAUUAAUUAGCAGACAUGUUCACACUCAUUUACAUAUCAAACAAAUCAUACCAUACCAACAACAAACCAUAAAAACAAGAAACUGAUAAAUAAGUUACACUACAGCUUAAAGAGUUCUUUCAUUUAAGAAAAUAAAAAAAUUCAUGUCAUAUGCACUUUAACAGAUGUUAAAGAAGAGAACGUCAUUCUGGCUCAAUAAACAGAGCUAAUUAUUGGUAAGACACUUUAUACACUUCACUACCAACCACAAUGAAAUUAUUCGCUUAUAUUGAGCAAAAUAUAAAGUAAAAAAUAUGUACCUGUAAAUAUGUACAAUAAAAAUGUGUACCUAUAAUUCCAGUACCAGUGUUGCAUGCUAACUAAGUUGAGAUCAAUGCAGUUCUUUGAAGACACGAGCACAGAAACCUUGAGAAAAAUUAACUGGCAAGAAACACAAAAAAAAAAUACAAUUUCAGUGAAAAUCACCUUGUUGUUUACAAUUGUAAUAUUUUAUAUAAGCGAUAGUGCAAAAUUCUUGACACAAAACAAAUGCCAAAUGAGUAGAGAAUCAUGUUUUCACUGCAGUUAAACUUUUUGAGGUGGCUCUCUACAGUUUUAACGUUAUAGCGCACAAUUCUGCUUUAAUGCCAAUUAUUUUCUUACUUUUGAAGAUAUGAUCACUAAACUCAUAGUCUCGCACACAACAUUGUGUAAACAUUGUGUAAUUUUUGCUUUUAAAUGAUCUAAUACUUGAACAUUUAAAUCUGAAAAUAUAGCUUUUUCGGAGUUUUAUAUGUGUCUGAAAGAACUUUCUGACUUUCAGUCGCGUUUCUCUGAAAAUAUUGUCAAUUCUGGUGCACAUCGUGCUUAGUAUGACGUCUUCAGACUAAUUUGAUGCAAUUCGUUUGAGUAUUCUGACUAUCGUUAGGCACUAGGCUAAACGGACUUGACUGCCAUUUUAAAUGAAAGAAUAUUUAUGUGCCAUUUACAGAGAUUUAAAUAUUGUGUAUUUAGUAAGCAUGAUUUUUAGUUAAGAAUAUACUUACAACAAGUCUUGUUCAUUGAGAUUUCAGUUCUUAAAUUUCCAUUUGUUUUCUUUUUUAUGUGCAGACUCAAAGAAAGUUGACACUGCGCAUACUCAAAAAACGUUCGAGCCAGGGCAAAGUGCAUUGUCAUUGCAAGUGCCAGGUAAAGUGCAAGAAUAACCAGUGGCGAGCUAGCCAUGGCAACUGACAACUAUGCUAAUAAACCUGCAUUUAAUUAAUAAUUAUUCGCCGAAGGCGAGGUGAUUAUCGAUGAAUAAAAACCGAGAAGAAGUCCAGGUUUUUAUUCACGAUAAUCACCGAGCGUGAGGUGAAUAAUUGUUUUAGUAUAAUUUCAUAAGUGAUUAUUUGGAAAAAAAAAGAAAAUACACAUUUCUUCGUCAUUAAAUUGACAAAAAGGCUUCGGCCGCCAUUUUGAAAAUCGCUUACUAGGUGAUUAUCGCGUAAUAAUUACCUCAGAGGCAACCAAUCAGCGUGGAGAAUUUUCAAUAAUCACCUAUGUAAUUAUACUAAAUAAUUAUGUUAAAGCAAUGCAUUUCUAAAGGUUUGAAUAAUUCAAAUUAUUAAAAAUUGCCUAACAUCACCUGUUGCUAUGGUUUCAUUAUUAUGAAAUAACUUCAUGCAUGCAUCACUUUACAAUUCGACGCGAAACAGGUUUAUGUCUCUCCGAUUUUAGUUUUUUUUCUUGUUUAAUAUCCCUCGUAGGUACUUGGGUCAAGAAAACAUAACAAUAACAUCUCUGUUUUCCAAUAUUUUUCGUUAUGUUCAAAUAAAAAAGCAUUUUUGAAACCUUAUGCAUGCUUCGGAGUUACACCAAUAUUUUUAAAUUAAUAGAUUCCGAUGUUAAGGAAGAGAACGUCAUUCUGCUUCAAGAAACAGAGCCAGUCAUUGGUAAGACGCUUUAUGCAUUUGACCGUCAAUCAUGAUAAAAUUAUUGGAUUGUACGGGGCAAAUAAAAUAAAAAUGAUGUGCCUGUAAGCUACUUAAAUCAAAUAUAAACUACCUGUUCGAAUUUAAUGUUUGGCGUUAGCUGUUGUUUGUUUAACAAUUUCACCUGCAUGCAUGGUGACAUCAUUUUUUUAUAUAAAAGAACAUAUACUACGGAACUAGUUUUGCAUGUUAGUAAAUUGUUAGCCUUUGUUAUUGAAAUGAAAUAAUUGACAAGCUGUCAUGUUAGUUUUUAUACACAACGCAUUUUAGUCUUUUUUCAGCGUCACGGGACAAAAAUAAAUUGUUCCUAUCAAUGCCGAAAUUUGCCCAACUAUAUUGGCUGCAAGUAAUUGAAUAUCCGUACAGAGAAAUUUUAACGAACACUGCUGCCCCUAAAUAUGAGGGCUCAGAAGUAAAUGCCCUCUUUAAAUGACCGUCUUCAUCGCUUCACGUUGUUUCCGGCACCACCGUAAGCGUACAUGCAGAAAUAAUUUAACGUUUUAAUAUUGACAUUAAGGUCAUUAUGAAAGAACUACAUUUUCAGCGACCAGUUCGAUUUUCAUGAAAAAACUUGCACUUUACGCAUGCACUUUAUGAAAAACGUGCACUUUAUAAAAAAGCUUUUGAUUUUUUGCAGAGGAGUGGGCCCGUGUAGAUGCAUUGAUUGAAGAAAUGUGUAACCCAAGUAGAACAGAAAAAUUACCUAGUGAAGACUUGGUUCGUAUGGAGAAAUACAUCGAAAUUUUUUCUUUAUAUGCGUAUACUCGCCAAAUAUCAGCUAAGGAACCUUUCACCAAGAAAGUCCGUAAAGCCAUGACAGAAGAUGUUAAAACCUUGGCUCACACAAACGUAUUGGGUAAGAGCGUUCAUAAACGUGGUGGAAAUGAUGGAAAAUUUGCCAAUGGAGAUGAACAAAUUUUAAACUUUGCAAGAACCGAAGCAUCUAAAAAUGUUUCAGUUCAAAAGCUUGCAAGACUGAAUCAAACUUUGGCAUCCUAUAUGAGAUCCAUUGGUCAAAUUAAAUGUGGUCGUUUCCAAGGAACAUGCUUCCUUGUCACAGAAGAGCUGGUAUUAACUAACUACCAUGUUUUCAGAAUGAUAAAAGAAGAGAGAAAUUAUCUUCAAAAUCCCAACUUGUCCAUAACCGUUUCAUUUGAUUAUCUCCACCUCGAACAAACAGAGCAUGUUCUCACUGUAGAAGUUGAUGAAGAACGCGAUCUCCAGCUUGAGAACCCUUACUUGGAUUAUAAAUUCUUGUGUUUGAAGCAAAACGAAGAUCUCAGCGAUCGUGUUUCACUUGGACCUAUCGUCAGAAAUUGGCAAUUAUCGGAUGGUCGAGUUAUUAUCCUUGGCUACCCGGAAGGAAAGGAAAUGCAAGAUGAAGUCUGUGUUGUUGUCGGCUAUCGCGCCAUGCAGGAGACACUGAGGAAAAGAAAUGAACUGUUUGCUGGUGUACAUAUGACCAAUGCAGAACAUUUACUGGACGGAACUGGCAUCAAUCAAAGUCGUCUACCGUAUGACACUAGUCUUUUCUCUGGUGCUAGCGGUUCUCCUGUUUUUGAAAUGAAUGGAAACAUCGUCGCCAUGCACACGCAGGGAUAUCUUCUAAGACGAAAUGAAGGAAAUAUUCCCAACCAGCCAGAAAAUGUUGCGAAUCAGGAGCAAGAAAAUGUUCCCACACAAGGAAAUACCACAACAUAUUCGCUGAUGGAGUUUGGUGUCCAGUUUGUUUCGAUAUGUGAAGAUAUGAGGAGAUCUCAUGGUGAACAUGUUGUUAAAGACAUUUUUCCAAAUUAUAAAUUGAAUCCCGGCGAAGAGUCAAUGGAUUCAACCUAG
Messenger RNA from Paramuricea clavata, 10716 nucleotides. NCBI's taxonomy places the organism in Eukaryota, Metazoa, Cnidaria, Anthozoa, Malacalcyonacea, Plexauridae. The record is from the annotation of a GenBank genome assembly.